Funneliformis geosporum is the source of this 2910-nucleotide messenger RNA. Lineage: Eukaryota; Fungi; Glomeromycota; Glomeromycetes; Glomerales; Glomeraceae. The record is from the annotation of a GenBank genome assembly.
AUGGACGCAGGUUUAAAUAUGAGCGGUGGAGGCAAUCAAUUCGAUCUGCAAUUUCCUAUUCCAGAUCUCAGCACUUAUGAAAGUCCAAGUGGGUUCACGGUCUCAGGAGGACCUACUAGAAAUCGUAGAGCACGGCUACAUUUAGCCACACCUUAUUCAAGGAAUAAUAACCGACCUGCACAGGUUGACAAUACAUCGAUAAACUGGUUGCGUGCUCUAAUCAAUAAAUUUAUUUCUGUGCCGAAUUUUAUAAGGAGAUUGUUUGAGUCGGUUGAGGCAACUCCUCAAAGGGAAAGUCAAAGGGGUGAAACGUCACCAAGACAUGAACGGUGGAAUGAGAAUGAAAUGGAUGUAGAUCAGCAGCAACCAAAUGGUAUUGUUCAAGGAAGAUUGGUGCAAAGCAAUAGGAUAUUCGAAGAGCCAAUAAAUAAUCCAAAUGGUUUAAAUUCAAGAAGUCGUCAUCGACCAGAAAUGAUACCAAACAACGCUAUUAAGCGUAAAAGAUCUGAGGAUAAAUCCGUUUCUAUAGAUGCUAUUGAAGAGGAACUGGUUAAACAGGAACAAAUUGAAGACCAAAAUCAUAAACCAGAUUUGAAGGAGCUUUAUCUUAAAAACAUUAGUCCAGAUUGGUAUAAACCUUUUAAAAACAAUCCAGAUAAAUAUCCUAAGUUUGCUUCUUCUUUGAGGGUCACAUCAGAUAUAUAUGGUCCCGAUCAAAACUUAAAUUCACCAAAAGAAUCACCACCUCCUAAAAAGUUCAAACCUUCCAUAGUUCCUACUCCACGUUGGUUUGAUUAUUAUCCACUGGAUAAAGAUGAGAAUACGAUUGACAGAAAAAGAACUGAAAACAUAGUUGAAAAGAGAAAGGUUGAAGAAAAAACUAUUGAAAAAGACAAAGUAUUACAUCGAAGCAAAAAGGGUAAAGAAAAGGCAGAAAAUGUAAAUUUGGAAAUUAAGCCGAUUGAGAAAAUAUCAACUGCAACUAAUCGUAUAAGUCCGGUGAAAGAUCAAAAUUAUUUUUCUAUUCUACCACCGCCAGUUUUAGCAUCGACAUCCAGCACGACCUUCCCUCCAAUUGGAAAUAUUGGAAAUCAGUCACAGUUAUCACCUGUCGCUGAAAUUUCUAUUACAAUGGAGGACAAAGAAAAUAAUAUAACUACUCCAGUCACCACUUCACAGAACGUAAAAUCUCCUUCUUCAAUGGAGUCUGUUGAGUUUACUCAUGAAACCGAGAAUAAUGAUACACCAACACCAUCUGUGAAUAACCAUUUUGCGAAUUCAACCGCAAAAGAUAAAAUAGAAACACGACAAUCUACGCCUUGGUUCAAGACAGUUCCUGUUGAUAAUGAGAGUCCGUUGCCUUUAUUAUCUGAAUCUAAUAAUGACAUAUUGGUUGAUAAGCCAGCUCCUUUAAUUGUUAAUGAUAACCAUAAAGAACAAGUUUCUACAUCUUUAUUUAUUGAUUCCACAAAAAAUGUUGAAAAAAAGGUUUCGUUAACUGAAUUUCCACAAAAACUAGCUCAAUCAACACCUAUAACCAAUGAGCAAAAAGAUAUUGAUAGUGGUAGCAUUAAUUCGUUGUUUAAUACCAAUAAGGAUCAUCUUAUACCUUCAAAGCCUUUUGCUCCUCUAGUUUCAAAUAACUUGAAGGAAGAGGCCCAGCAAUUUGUACCAACAACCACUCUAUCAUUAGAAAAUAUAAAAGAAACAGGGAAAUCCCAAGCAGAUGGCGGAAAGGACGAGGAGAAAAUAACAAAAGCAAUCGAGCCUCAACCGCAAGAAAAUCCAGCUUUAAAGUUUCAGAACAGUCUGGGAGCUAACACAACAGCUCCUUCAAUUUUCUCUACAAAUUUGCCGAUAGAUAAUAAAAAUUUGCCAUUAAGUCCGGCAUUUGCUUCGAAACCUGAUUCAACAGCUACACCAACUACUGUUACGGCAAAUUUUUUCGGUUCUACAGCUGCACCAACUCCUUCCACGAGUCAACCCUUUAAAUUUGAUACUAGUGGAUUAUUUAGUAAUAAUUUAAUGUUUUCGAAUGUUUCGAAUGAUGGAGACAAUAAUGGAAAAUCAGACAAAUCUACAAAACCAUACAAGUCUACGACUCGGUUCAAAAAGAAUAAACGUUCGUGUGGAACUUCUGGAUCAGGUUCGGAAAAUACGUUAUCAAAUCAAAAAACAACUUCGGUCGAUCAAAAUUCAAAUAGGUUACUUGUUUCCACAUCUGGACAAUUUAAUUUCUCAAAGCCAGAAAUUUCAACAUCAUUAUUUAAUACACAGACACCGUCUCAGCCAUCCUUUAAUUUUAAUGAAAUCCAAACGCAGCAAACAUUAUCAUCAUCAUCUGGUCCUAUGUUUGGUUCUAAUGUAAUAACUUCGUUUGGUACGAGUCCAUCAGAUUUUAUGUUUGGUGCGAGUCAAACUACUUUUACUUUUGGAAAUUCAAGUCAUGUGGCGUCUACCGGGUUCAGUACAAGUUCAGUUCAUUCUGGAAGUAUCUUUGGUGCGAACCAAAGUUCUAAUGCAUCAACUGGAUUUACUGGAUUUGGAGCACCAAGUUUAUCUAAUUUCGAAAAUCAAAUGACACAAAAUGGUCACCAAAAUAACUUGUUCCAAUCACAACAAAAUGAUUUACCGACGAUGCCAUAUCAACAAGAAAGUUUAUCCCAUCCUCCUUCAUUAAACUUUAAUUUUGGCGUAAAUGGUAAUAGUGGCCAAGGAUUUAGCAAUAAUAAUCCAAUGGUUCCAAACCAAAACCAAGGCUUUAAUAUGUCUAGCGAAAGUAUUUGUAUUAGUCCAAAUACAAUCAAUCCCUCGAUGUUUAGUUUUCAUAGCGGAUCUGAUGCUGCUCCACAAGGAACGGCUCAAAGAAAAAUUAGAAGAAUGCGCACCAAGCGUGCACCACGCAAUUAA